CGGAUCGGCUCGGAUCGGCGGCGUCAACCUAAACAACUACAAAGCCGAAUUUUCUUCUCCUACCUCAAUAAAAUCCCUCGUUUUUUGUUCUCUUCGUCGCCCACCAAAUCUGAACCUCCCCAACCAUGGCCACGAUCUCCAAAUUCUCUAACUCGGCCCUCGCCUCCUUUGCCGCUCCGACGCCGCGAGUUGAUCCCAAGCUCCCUGUCGGAUUCAGAGUCGGCCCGGUUCUGAGUCGCAGUGCUCCCCUCCGCCUCUCUGUUCGAAGAGAUCGUGCCGCUAGAAGUGCUUCGGCUGUGAAGUGCUCAACGCAAGAUGGAAAUGGUGUCCCAUUAAAGAGGACAACGCUCCAUGACCUUUAUGAGCUUCAAGGGCAAUCUCCAUGGUAUGACAAUCUCUGUCGCCCAGUAACAGAUUUGCUGCCGCUAAUUGCCAGUGGAGUUAGAGGUGUUACCAGCAAUCCUACAAUUUUUCAGAAAGCUAUAUCUUCAUCUAAUGCCUAUGAUGAGCAGUUCAGGGAUCUUGUAACAUCAGGGAAGGACACAGAAAGUGCAUACUGGGAGCUUGUUGUAAAGGAUAUUCAAGAUGCUUGCAAACUAUUUGAACACAUUUAUGAUGAAACAGAUGGUGGCGAUGGUUAUGUUUCUGUUGAAGUCUCGCCCAAGCUUGCAAACGACACUAAUGGCACUGUUGAAGCUGCUAAAUGGUUACACAAAGUUGUUGACCGUCCAAAUGUCUACAUCAAGAUUCCAGCCACAGCAGAAUGUGUUCCUUCGGUUCAACAAGUUAUUUCACUUGGUAUAAGUGUUAAUGUGACACUAAUCUUCUCGCUUCCUAGAUACGAAGCAGUCAUUGACGCUUAUUUGGAUGGUCUUGAAUCUUCUGGACUGAGUGACCUGUCUAAGCUUACAAGUGUGGCUUCCUUCUUUGUGAGCCGUGUUGACUCCCUCGUUGAUAAAUUGCUAGAAAAGAUUGGGACACCAGAAGCUCUUAAUCUCCGAGGAAAGGCUGCAGUAGCUCAAGCAACUCUAGCUUAUAAACUAUAUCAGAAGAAGUUUUCCGGUCCCCGGUGGGAAGCUUUAGUGAAGAAGGGUGCCAAAAAGCAGAGACUUUUAUGGGCCUCAACAAGUGUUAAGAAUCCUGCAUAUCCUGACACCCUUUAUGUAGAUCCUCUCAUUGGACCUGAUACGGUGUCAACCAUGCCCGACCAGGCUCUUCAAGCCUUCAUCGACCACGGUGUUGUCUCAAGGACCAUUGAUUCAAAUAUAUCAGAGGCAGAGGGAGUUUACAAUGCGCUAGAGAAGUUGGGAAUCGACUGGAAUGAAGUUGGGGAUCAGCUUGAGGCAGAGGGUGUCGAUUCCUUCAAGAAAAGUUUUGACAGCCUGUUGGUCAGUCUGAAACAGAAGGGUGAUGCUCUGAAGGCUGUAAGUCUUUAGAACAAUGAGGAGCCAAGCGAAGCUCAAUCCAUCGCAGGCAGUGAUCUAAAUAAAGCUGGUCUAGCUAAAUUUGCUUGUAAUUCCUAGUUUAAGUGGAUUUGGUUUCUUCUUUUCUUUGUGAGGACCGUGUGAAUCAAUGUGAUAAUGUGCUUAAUUAGUUUGUGAGUGGUGAAUGCAAUAUAAAAUGUCAGAUGAUUAUGUUGCCUUUGGUUAAUUGCAAUAGCACGAAUAGAACAAUUUCAUUGGAGUAA
Zingiber officinale is the source of this 1687-nucleotide messenger RNA. Its product is annotated as transaldolase-like. Gene Ontology annotation, biological process: pentose-phosphate shunt; carbohydrate metabolic process. Gene Ontology annotation, molecular function: transaldolase activity. The transcript is spliced from 7 exons. Bases 126 to 1436 code for a protein of 436 amino acids. Gene Ontology annotation, cellular component: intracellular anatomical structure; cytoplasm. The record is from RefSeq and is a predicted model, not a curated record. Lineage: Eukaryota; Viridiplantae; Streptophyta; Magnoliopsida; Zingiberales; Zingiberaceae.